Galendromus occidentalis (western predatory mite) is the source of this 1932-nucleotide messenger RNA. RefSeq lists its product as uncharacterized. Bases 1 to 1932 code for a protein of 643 amino acids. Lineage: Eukaryota; Metazoa; Arthropoda; Arachnida; Mesostigmata; Phytoseiidae. The transcript is spliced from 2 exons. The record is from RefSeq and is a predicted model, not a curated record.
AUGUGCAAACUCUUAAGAGGCCCUCCGAAAGAUCUCAUCUGUGACUUACCGCUGACCGACAGCAACUACGAGAUAGCUCUCCGACUACUCGAUGAGAAUUACGACGUUCCGGAUCGCCGACAGCAGGAUGUACUCGCCCACGUAGUCAACCUACCAAGUGUUCGUCAUGCGUAUGAUACGGUUGGCUUGCGUGAGUUGUCAAAUUUCGUUCCUAUCCUAGCGCUGGCGACUGUCAAUGUACCCUUGCAUACGAUCGCCCUCACCUACGAACAAACAGUUCGAAGCGCACUCCCAAUCUCAUUGAUCUUAACGUUCGACGAUCGUCAGCAGCUCGAUGCCGACUCAGGGGAGACCGAGCAGCAGGAUCAGGCUGCCGCAGCGGCUGGAAGUCUGGAGCGAUUGCUCUCAUUCCUCCGCCGUUCCACUUCGCCCCGGGAGAGAGCUUCAACCAAGCAACGGAAUAAUGUGGGAGACGUCAACAGAUUGGGUUUUCACGAUCAGAAGCGACCUAAGACGCGCGAAGCCCCCAGAUUUCCGCCCCGUCAACAAUUCCCGUCUACAGCCGUUGCGACCGCAAGCAAGGGAUCUCGGAGGCAGCUAAAGGUUCGGAAGAACCCCUGCUUAUUCUGCGGUAGCUCCGAGCAUCGUCCCUCGGUUUGCUCAGCGGACCUUCCGGGUCAUCGCCGCGUCGAGAUACUUAAUCAGAAGAAGCGUUGCCCGAAAUGCUUCCAAUUUGAACACGUAUCACCGCGCCAGUGUGACGGCCCGAAGGAAGCCUGCCAUAAGUGUGGGAGUAAAGAUCAUUAUACCGUCAUGCACAGCCUGGGACCGAUUUCAUCCGAAGAAACCGCGCGCACUGCCGCGUGCACCCUGCAAAGUGUCGCAGCCAUUUCGACCAUCCGCUCAAUCGUCAUGACGGCCUCUGCAUUCGUCGUCCACGGCGCGCACCGAAUCCGAGUCCGAUGCUUCAUUGACAGCGAGUCGAUGGUUUCCUUCGUAUCACCGAGGCUCAUCGGGCAGCUAUCGGACAUGCGGCCCCAGGCGCGGGUUGAUUUACAGCUUCAAGCCUUCGCCAGUGAACACGCACUCGUCGCAAACCGUUACGCAGUCCAAUUGGUCGGAAAUCACGACGAUUCACAGAAAGUUGUCAUCCAGGCUCAUGAAUACGCCUUCGGCGUCGACCCGCCCGCAAACUGUUCGCAGGAGAUGCGCGAGCUCAUCCGUCAAUUCGGUAAAACUCACCAGCUUGCCGACGCUUCUUUGAUCGACCCAGAGUUCGACAUGGAGCCUGACCUGCUGAUCGGCGUCGAUCAGAUGUAUAAGAUUCUGCAUCUGAACUCGGAGGAAAUCUCGCCAUCCUGUCCGGUGCAUAAGGACCCAAGAACACACACCGCCAAGGAUAUACAAUGUCUGUGGUCCCUAGAUGCCGUCGGUAUAGUCGAUUCGAAUGAGAAGAAAUACCGCGCGGCUGAAGUCGACGCCAUGCAACAAAUCAAAGACAGCGUCGAGUAUGAUGGUCAGCGCUACACCGUCGCCAUGCCGAAGCGACCGUCAAUCCUCCAGGUCUCGAACAACUUGGAGAUAGCUCGCAAUCGUUUGAUUGCUGAGCGGCGCAGCCUUUCUCGAAACCAGGAGUCCUUCCGACGUUAUGAUGCGGAGAGAUCGAAAUUCCUCAUGGUGGGCCACGCCGAAGAAGUCCACGUCGACAAUCUCGGUGCUCCAAGCGCACGUGACCGUUCCUACUAUCUACCGCAUCGUCAAGUCAUAGCACAACGCGCCCACGGAGACAAAUUGCGAAUCGUCUUCGAUGGUUCAGCAGCUGCGCCCGGAGAGACAUCGCUCAACUCACAUCUGAACCGGUCUGAACCUAAACCCGGAUAUACUCAAGCUGAUGCUCAACUUCCGUCUGCGUCCAGUCGCAUUGUCUGCUGA